CUAUAAAACAGACGUACACUUUAGUAGUAUAAACUCGUUUAAUACGACAACAUGGAUCAACAACAACCACCAAAUCCUACUCUACAAGUAGCUGCAAAAUCUUUCGAAGACUUAGUCGACACUGAAUCUGGAAAAGCAAACUCUGAUGAUAAAUUACAACCCCUGCAAGAUAACUUUGGAUAUGUACAAGAAAUGCCUCGGAAUAGAUCCAUGGCUAGUAUCCUCUUCCUAGCAGUAGCUAUUGCUGCAAUCCCUUAUGGUCUCUCUACAACAAUUAUCUACCCACUCACGAACGGUGGUCCAUCUGCAGUCAUUUGGGGAUGGGUGUUCAUGGCAUGUGUCACACAAGCGGUCGCUAUAAGUCUUGCAGAAAUCUGCUCGAGAUAUCCGGUGGCUGGUGGUGCCUAUUACUGGAGCUACAUGCUCAGUCCACCGAAGUAUGCCAGAAUUUAUAGUUAUAUUUGUGGGUGGGUAUAUCUCGUCGGCAACUGGACUGUCACUUUGGCUGUCAACUUCGGCACAACGCAAUUGUUCCUUGCCGGUCUGAACAUCCUUUACCCCGAUUUCGUAGCCAAUCAGUGGCAAACUGUUCUCACUUUUUGGGCUCUUACUAUAGUCACAACUCUAAUUAGUUGCAUACCGGGUAAAUACCUUAAAUACAUCGAUCACGGUUGUUUCGUAUGGACAGUCGCUGGUUUGAUAACCAUUCUUGUUGCACUUUCCGUCAGAGCUGAUGCAGGAAGACGCACAGCUGCUUGGGUAUUUGGUUAUUUCAAUAAUGAUGGCUCAGGGUGGCCAAAAGGUUGGUCAUUCUUUGUUGGUCUCCUUAUGGGUGGAUAUACACUCAGUUCAACAGCAAUGAUUUCCUCUAUGUGUGAAGAAGUCACAGAUCCUGAAGUUGUCGUACCAAAAGCUAUGAUAGCAAAUAUCCCAUUGUCCUUUGGUACUGGUCUUAUCUUCCUCCUUCCCCUUCUCUUCGUCAUGCCAGACAUCACGACUGUGCUUGAAUGGCCGACUGGCCAGCCGGUACCAGCUAUCUUACAACUUGCUAUGGGAUAUCCUGCUGGUGCGUUUGGAUUAUUUUUCAUCCUUUUCCUCAUUGGUAUCUUUUCUGGAAUUGGAUGCACGACCGCUGCGAGUAGAUUGACAUGGGCGUUCGCCAGAGAUAACGCCAUCCCAUUCAGCGGGAUUUUCAAAGUAGUCAAUAAGAAGCUUGAGUUACCGCUUAAUGCGAUCUUAUUCUCCACAGCUGUUCAAAUGGUUCUCGGAUGCGUCUACUUUGGCUCAUCAGCUGCCUUCAACGCCUUCUCGAGUGUGUCUGUGAUUUGCUUAGGCUGCAGUAACCUGGUUCCAAUCACUAUCUCAUUCUUUGAAGGACGUAACGCGAUCGCCGAUGCGCGCUUUAACAUGGGAAAAAUUGGCGCAUUCUGCAAUGUAGUAGCUAUCCUUUGGUUUAGUUUUGCUAUUCCACUCUUCUGUUUUCCUACUACAACACCACCUACUGUCGAUGAGAUGAACUAUUCUAGUGUCGUCUUUGCAGGUUUCGUUGCUAUUGCCGUUAUUUACUAUUACGCCCAGGGUAGGAGAACAUUCACAGGUCCACCUACUCAACAUUACAAAGAUUAACAAUCUUUACCUCUUUCAAAAUCGAUAUAGACUAUAGACUAUAGAAAUCUUCAUAGAUUUUGGAUUAUUUAGACAGCACUAUUUGGAUUUUAAUGGAUUUCAAUGGAUUUCACAAUAUACUAAUUAAAAUUAUGAUUCUGGAUUUUUAAUGCAUAUUUUAACUGUUUC
Messenger RNA from Wallemia mellicola CBS 633.66, 1794 nucleotides. Its product is annotated as amino acid transporter. NCBI's taxonomy places the organism in Eukaryota, Fungi, Basidiomycota, Wallemiomycetes, Wallemiales, Wallemiaceae. Gene Ontology annotation, molecular function: transmembrane transporter activity. The record is from RefSeq and is a predicted model, not a curated record. The transcript has 2 exons. Gene Ontology annotation, cellular component: membrane. Bases 52 to 1626 code for a protein of 524 amino acids. Gene Ontology annotation, biological process: transmembrane transport.